This is a messenger RNA of Lethenteron reissneri (Far Eastern brook lamprey), 8230 nucleotides long. RefSeq names its product actin filament-associated protein 1-like. Gene Ontology annotation, molecular function: SH3 domain binding. The record is from RefSeq and is a predicted model, not a curated record. Gene Ontology annotation, cellular component: cytosol. Lineage: Eukaryota; Metazoa; Chordata; Hyperoartia; Petromyzontiformes; Petromyzontidae.
CCCCUUCCAUGGCCUGCCCGGGUCGGGGUUGAGUGAGCAGCAGAGAUUUGUAUCCUCCUCCUCCUCCGCCCGCGUUCCUCCUCCUCCUCCCUUGCGAAGGGGGACACAGCCCUCUCCGCUGUGUUGCUCUCACGCGGAAGGCGAGCCAUGGACAAGGUGAAAGUGCUGGAAGAACUGUUGCCAGAGAUAAGAUCCCUGCUGGUAAUGCUCGACAAAGAGCAUCUGAGCGGAGCUACCAAGGAGAAGAAGACGGUCGUGGUGGCGUUGAUGAGCAAGCUGCAGCCUCCAGAUGUGGAGGACAAAGAGUACAUUUACAUGAGCUAUGACCUUUCUAGAAACGGAACGAGCUUAUGGCAAGUUCUUGAACACUGCUGGCGUCCCACGGGCCACAAAUCAGAAGCAUCCCGCGCUCCGGCCAGACCUCAGAUCCCGCUGCCAGAGAUCCCACUGCCUCUACUGCUGGCGGAGGAGGGGGCCAGUCUGUCUGCUGGGGCAAACGAUGCUUAUGAAGUCGCUGACCCUUUAACCCCAAGUCGGGCGCCUCAAUACACCAUGUACAUGAACAGCAACGGAAUAAGCACGGGGCCUGUUCAGGAUGCGUUCUAUGAAGAGGCGGACGAGCGGCAGGUGCUGGCAAACAGCUGUCACCCCAAAAACCAUGACUCGGACGUGGCGAGCAGCUCCUACGAGUCGUACGACGACGAGGAGGAGGACGGCAAAGGGGAGACACUGACUCGGCAGUGGCCCUCUGAGGAGGCGUCCAUGAACCUGGUGAAGGACAGCCGCAUCUGCGCCUUCCUGCUGCGCAAGAAACGCUUUGGGCAGUGGUCUCGUCAGCUCUGCGUCAUCAAGGAGACUCACCUUCUGUGCUACAAGAGCUCGAAGGAUCAGCAGCCACUGCUGGACCUGCCGCUACUGGGCUGCAGCGUAGCAUACUCCCCCAAGGAUGUGAGGAAGCGCAAGUACGAGCUGCGGAUAAACGGGCCGCCCGGCACUGACGGCGUGGUGCUCGCCACACAAAGUCCCGAGCAGGCGGAGGAGUGGUUCAAGAUCAUCCGGGAGGUGUGCGGGGUGAGCGAAGGGACUGUGGACAUAGAUUGUCCAUCACCGACGUCCACGCUGUCAAGAGCGGAAACGGACAAGAGCUCUUCGUUGGAAAGAAACAUCGCAAUUGAAGAGGGAACAAUUGGCAAGAAUGGCUUAGAAGAAGUUAUCAUGAUGAAUGGAACUGAUGGCAAAGACAAAGACAAAAGCAAGCGCACGAGUCUGGCCGAACUCAAGGACUCGGUCAGCAAGGCCACAGGCAAGCGGAUCACUCGCUUCAUGGGGCUGGGCAAGAAGAAGAAGCUGUCGGAGGAGCCCUCCUCGUCGGAGGAGGAGUCCUCGGCAUGCGGAUACCUCCAGGUCCUCAUCGGGGGCCGGUGGCGUGAGCGGUGGUGCCAUAUUAAAGACGGCGCGCUCCACGUGCACAAGGAGCGAGGAGAGGGGCGCUCCGCAGUGGCCGUCCCCGCCAGCACCGUGCCGCUCGGCGGCUGCCAGCUGCUGCCCGGGAUGGACCCCAAGCACCCGUACGCGUUCCGCGUCCUGCGCGAUGGGCAGGAGGCCGUUGCACUGGAGGCGGGCUGCAACGCGGAGAUGGUUCGCUGGCUGGGGCUCGUGCUGUCGGAGGCCGGAGGAGGCACUGACCCCGUCAUUCUGCCCUACGACUACGUGGACAUCAACGCCCUCGGUCACGUCUUUGAGGCAGAGCAGGACGCCUGCAGCCGGACGUUACAGAGGUCUACGGCCGGGAAUGUUGAUUCCAAAACAAGUGUGAGACGGAACGCUUCGCUUAAUGGUCCCUACAAGCAGCCAAACAAGGAGGGGAAGGGGGAGGCGGGCAGACACGCUGCUCUGUCCCGCCAGCGCUCUGACCCUCUGCACUACCAGAGCCCCUCCCCGAGCACACGCCGAGCACAGGGUUUGGGGGGCAAGCCCCCCACGGGACCCAGUGCUGGUGACCAGGGGGGCAAGUCUCUGCCCAGGGAUCGCAGGCAGCAGGAUAAGAAGAUUUAUGUCACAGGCAGAAGAACAACUGUAAAACAGCAAGCGGCAGCGCUGAGCGAACAGAAGGAGAAACCGCAACAGAACGCAACUGUCAAGAGGAAUCCUUCCAACGCAGACUCGCAGCGUUACGGCAAGCAUCGUGCAGAGGCCGACGCGAAGAGGUUCCAGGCAGAAAAGGAGGAGUUGGAGAAAAAGAAGGAACGUCUCCGAUGCCAACUGGCACAACUCAAGACCCAGCGCAAGGAACUCAAGGAGGCUAUGGAGAAAUGCACGGGUGGUGGCAAGCAGCGGCUCGGGAGGCUGGAGGAGCGACUGCACAAACUCGAAGACGAGUGCCGGAUGCGCGAGCAGGAGCGUGUGGAGUUGGAGCUCAAGAUCACCGAGGUCAAGGAGAGCCUGAAAAAGGCCCAGGCCGGAGGUCCUUCGCUGGGUAUCACCAUCGACCCGAAGGUCGUGGGUUCCCCUCCUAUACAGAGUCCCCAGGUACAGAGGGUGAAGCGUGGCAGUUCCCUCGGCUCCAGUCCAGAGCCCAGCGACACAGAUAUGGCGAUGCUGCCCGUCAACUGUGCGGCCAUGCUCAAGAGGAAACAGAAUUCUGCACCGCAAACUGGUCGAGGCCACGUCAUUCAAAAGGCCAAGGAGUGGGAGAAGAAGGGGACAAACUGAGACGGGAUCCAAAGUGGAUGGUUAGACUGUGGCGGUGUGGCAUGCGGUAUAUCAACCACAAAAAAUAUCUAUAUUUUAAAAAACAACUUUGUGAAAACACUGACAAAAAAAUGUACGUCUAUGGAACUGCAGCCAAAUCAUCUCUGCUCAAAGUAAAGUGAUGUCUCUGAAAAUGAACUGACUUUUAUACAACGACGUGUGUUCUGCAGACAUUUCAUGGCGUGUAAAUCAAGCGUCGCUUUGCUUGUAUCUUGCUGUUUAAGAUACUCGUUAGUACAUGAGCUCAAGGUUGUCCUGUUGAGGAGAGGUGUACUGAUACAUUCAUUUGUUAGUUAAUAUCAGCUCUUAAGCUAACCAAUGUGUGCAUCAAAUCAUAUCCGCAUCAAAUCAUGUGUGCUAUCAAUGUUUAUCGAUUCACACAUCUUGUACAGAUGCUGCUGCGGUGAUGUAAUGGUUAGCUUACUGGACUUUCCAAAGGUCACCAGUUCAAUCUCCCUGUGUUUCAGUUGAAACGUUGGAUAUGUUUCUGAAAUCCCUUCCCCGGCUUCGGUCCAUCCGAGUCAUUUCAGCAGGUAGACCACAGUUCGUCCAUCGGCAGGUCACGUACAUAUGUACAUUGAACUUGUAUCGCACCGUACGUAGCCAACCGUGCUACUAGGUGUGGUCGGUCAAGUAUGGGUACUGCCACCUCUGCUAAAGACAUCUGGCCAGAGUGAAAGAGGAGAUAACAAAAAAAUAUCCUGCUGAGGGGGGUGCUCUCGAGCUCCCUCGAGUCCAGAAAUUGCACAAGCGAGCAAUUUCAGGGCUACACCUUUUACUUUUUAUAUCCUGCAUGGAAGGGUUUCACAUGACCCCCGCCCAGAGCAGCCACUCGUGCCCGCUACGGUUAUCAAAGCGUUCCAGAGAAUUGUCACCCCCACCCCACCCCCCCGCUAUUGCGUUUCUUGUCACGGUUUUUUCUUUCCACUCUGUGGACACGUAGCAACUGCCGCAAGUACUACGAUAAACAGCCGCUUUACGGGCGUAUUUGUGUUUGAAAGAUGUAGAUGUACGCGGUUUUUUUUCUACGUAUGCAAUAGUUCUGCCCCAUCCACAUGUUUUGUGGUGCAUUGCAUUGAAAGAAAUGCAAGGAUCACGUUUCAAUUUUUUUUUUUCGGGUUCGGACAACAGCUUUCUAAAUUAGACAGUUGUUAUGCAGUUGUAACCAGUGUUACUUCUGCACAAGUUUUGGCUGUUGUGCUGUGCAUACAUAAAUAUCCGAUUUGCGUUUGGGUUGCAUUUCCGGGUUGUGAUUUCUGACUCGAAGCUCGGCACGUGGAUCGUGCCGAGCAACGACGUCUCACUUGGCGCGUGUGCUCAGAAUUUCGCCAGGAACUGGAUUGAGUAGAUUCUCCCAGCACGUGGUAAGAAAUGUCGGACGUCGUGCCGAGCAAUACGGCGGUACAACCCGAAAACGAUCGGAGAGCUGAGCAACUGGUCUCGUUGGAAUCUUAAAACGUUGAACAUCGCAAUCUGUUCCCCCGUACUCUCGUAGUGCAGAUCGUUAUUUUAUCUGACAUUUUAACUUCAAACUGACAGCUUUGGGGUUUUCUUUAUUUUUAUUCUUCCUGUUUUGCUUUACUAUGUGCAAUUGUUAAUACAGUGAGGUGCCUUUUAUAGGUGAUAAUUUAAUAUUUAAUGUAAACGUUUAUAAUGCACUUACUCAACCAUCCCGAUUAGGAAUUGGUGCAUCAGUGAGAAGUCAUCAACGUUCAGAACUUGUAAUAAUUCAGCAGGUGUCUAUUAAAAAUACUAUCAAUGCGGUUUUUAAGAGUUUUUCCCAAUGUGCAUUGAGAUCUGGGCACAUUUCUGAUUGAAUUCAACAAAUAUAAAGAAGAUAUUUUUUAAUUUGUCUUUCGGUGCUAAUAUAAAUAUUUUUUUCGUGACACUCUGUGUGCAGUGCAUGGCUUGCAUCAGAGUAACACCCCCCAGACACUUGCGUAACAAAAACGACGAAAAUAAUUUAACCAACCUUUUGUAUGACCGUCCUUUGUCACGCUGGUCCGUGCGGGUCAGUGAGCUUGGGGAAGGGGUGGUGGGGGUGGGGUGUGCACAGGACCAGUUCAUAUAUAUUCUUGGUUCUUUCGAUAAAGUCACGUAAAUAGAAAACAAAAAAUCUAAAAAAUAAAUCAAAAUAAAAUACAAAUAAUGAAAUAAAAAAUACAUUUCAAAUAUUGAUUUUGAAGCUUUUGUGACUGCAGGAAUCCAUACUCUUCAGUACUUUCGGUAAAGUCACGUAGGUAUAAAAAUAAAAUAAAUCACGACGUUUCGGGCGCAACACAAGCGUCCAUCAUCAGGUGGGAAAGCGUGGCCUGCUGCUGAUGCAGACUGUUUUAAACGUCGUGAUUUAUUUUAUUUUUAUACCUACGUGACUUUACCGAAAGAACCAAAGAGUAUACAUUUCAAAUAAUAAAAGAAAAAAGCCCACGACGUUUCGAUUGCAACACAACCCGUCUUCAUCAGGCGGUUUUUUGCAUCGGGUGGGUUUUUUGCUUUAAUUAUUUUACAUUUAUUUUUCACUUUAUUUUUUUAUUUAAAUUUUAUUUUAGAUUUUUUGUUUUCUAUUUACGUGACUUUACCGAAAAAACCAAGAAUAUGAAUUCCUGCAGUCACGAAAGUUUGACGUCAAAAGUUCAUAUAUAGCUUGCUACUGAUGUGAGCCUUGACCGGGAACCAACUCAGGUCGUCAUCGCAUGGGGUAAAUAUCGCCCUUGCACCAGCACUCCCCCACCCCCCCUAUACACGUGUUAUGUUACAGUAAAUAUCAAGACCAAGAGCAGUGCAGACGUUAAAGCUAGUACACAGGGCUAUGCUAACUUGCUGAUUGUUUAAUUGGAGUUUCGUCAUCUCAACUGGGAUUUAUUGAGCUGAGGAAUGCUGAAUAUAUCAGAAGUUCUGAUAUAGUCUCAGCUUUUGAGAUGAUGCCACAAGGCACUGCACGCACUUCUGUGCUUAAUUCAAUAAGAGGAUGUUUUUUUCAACACAUUGCAAUGUGUAUUUUAUUCCACAGUCAUAGCUCACUCAUUCCUGGACAUUCAUGUUUUGGCUAGGUGUUACGUACUGAUCACAUUACUGACAUUUUUUAACUGUUUUAAAGUACUUUUUUUACAGAACAGAAAACGUUUACUGUCACUGGAUAACAUCAAGAUGAUGUUUGCAGGAAUGUAAACAUAAAAUUAGGAACAAGACAGAUCGUCACAACUGCCUGUUUAAAAGAAAUCUCAACAUACAUUUUUUGUUUAGACACGUUUUUGACAGAAUCGUUUUUUCCUUACCCUUACCUGUACAUAGUGUAUGCUGUAUAUAUUUCAUAUCUGUGUAGUGUUACUGUUAGCACAAUUACCACUGAAACAGUUUGUAUGGUUUUGACAGUGAGAAGCUGCUGCUGCUACCUAAAUAACUGAAAGAGAUCCAAAAUCAACCACCAACUCCUGUACAUAUUAGGCAUUAAGAAGCCUUGUCUCAACAUUUGUCAGAGUAGGUCAUCGUGUGCAGUUGUCAAUACCCAAAUUCCCAAUUUGUCAAAACAUUAAUAAAGAGGAAAAAAAUAUAAUAUAAAUAAUUUGACCACAAAAGUCUCAAUGAGUCUCAAGACCAUUUUGUUUCAUGAGGGCCAGGCUACAUGGUGAUGUUUGACCAAUACCAGAGGUGGGACAAAGUCAUUGUUAUGCAAGUCCAAGUCGAGUCUGAAGUCAUCAAAUUCAUGACUCGAGUCUGACUCGAGUCCAAGUCACAUGACUCGAGUCCACACCUCAGAGGUGGGACAAAGUCAUUGUUAUGCAAGUCCAAGUCGAGCCUGAAGUCAUCAAAUUCAUGACUCGAGUCUGACUCGAGUCCAAGUCACAUGACUCGAGUCCACACCUCAGAGGUGGGGUGGGACAAAGUCAUUGUUAUGCAAGUCCAAGUCGAGCCUGAAGUCAUCAAAUUCAUGACUCGAGUCUGACUCGAGUCCAAGUCACAUGACUCGAGUCCACACCUCAGAGGUGGGACAAAGUCAUUGUUAUGCAAGUCCAAGUCGAGUCUGAAGUCAUCAAAUUCAUGACUCGAUUCUGACUCGAGUCCAAGUCACAUGACUCGAGUCCACACCUCAGAGGUGGGACAAAGUCAUUGUUAUGCAAGUCCAAGUCGAGUCUGAAGUCAUCAAAUUCAUGACUCGAGUCUGACUCGAGUCCAAGUCACAUGACUCGAGUCCACACCUCAGAGGUGGGACAAAGUCAUUGUUAUGCAAGUCCAAGUCGAGUCUGAAGUCAUCAAAUUCAUGACUCGAGUCUGACUCGAGUCCAAGUCACAUGACUCGAGUCCACACCUCUGACCAAUACCAUAAACGAGUGAUUGACUUCACGUGGGAGGACACUAGAGAACGUGGAGAACCACCUCGGCAUGACCACACUGCAGUCCCACGCCGACAAUACCUGGCAAGCGCUGGUGUUCACCCAUCAAUGUACUAGCCAGGCCAAAGCCCUGCGAUCUGACGAGACCUAGUGCAUUUAUAGUGAUUUGGUCAAAAAAAAACGACAGACACGUGCAUCUCGCCCGUGCUUAACGUAUGCGUGUUGCUGUAGCAGUAGCGAUGGUUUACUUUGUCAUUGGUGUGUGUGUGAAUGAGCGUCUCACUCUCGGCUUUAGAGUUCUCUAAAACAAAACGUAGGUAUGUGUAUGUGUGUGUAGAAAGAUACACACAUGCUCGCUUCAACAUUGCCACCGGUGGCACCAAGUGAAACUGAUCAACAUGGUCAUUUUAGGAAGACUUAUAGGAAGUUCCAUUUCAGGGUAACCAAAGAAUUUGUGGAACAAUUUUUAGUUGUCAGAAUACAAGUGCCAAUUUUCAAUGAAGAGAUGCCAGUUUUUUUUCACACUGAUAUUUGACCAGUAAAAACCUCUUGGUGUGACCAUUCAAUUAUCGAAUUAUAUGUGAUGUAUCAGCCUGUGUCCAUGAUUAUGGCAGCGGUGUUUUAAAUGGAAAAACUUGUGGCUUUUUACAUUUACUCCAAUUUUUUCACGUGAAUUCUACAGUUAACAGACUGGCUUUCAUUGUACCUUCGUCAAUGUAAUUUUUUGCAAAUAUGUCCGUGUUAAUUGAUCUUCAGCCUCCUUAAAUAAUAGGUGAAUUAAUGGUAAAUACAACCCUUUAAAAUAUGGUUUACAUCUUCACAUGUAAAAAAACAUGAUUUUUGCUCAUUGAGAAAGUUUAUUAUGAGAAAAAGAUAUGUUUCAAAUGCAUAAAAAGAAUUGGUGUUAAAUAUUAAGCAAAAUAUGCUGUAUAAUGUAUAUGUUGAUUCUAUGUUUCUGUCGUUUUUAAAUAUAAGUUUUUCACACACAAUAUCAAGGUUUUAAUUAUUUUUUCAACAUCACUUCAUAAUUUCUAAACUGUUAUGGGAUUGUAAGUGUGUUUUUGUAUCAUAAAUUAAAAAGCUGUCUACCUUAACAGUGUCCUCAUUUCAUUUUGAAAAUGGUUGUACAUUUUGUUUAUGCGCUGUGA